Molecule: messenger RNA, 1070 nt
Organism: Eptesicus fuscus (big brown bat)
Lineage: Eukaryota; Metazoa; Chordata; Mammalia; Chiroptera; Vespertilionidae
Gene: MRNIP
Product: MRN complex interacting protein
Exons: 5
Coding region: 217-915 (232 amino acids)
Biological process (GO): mitotic G2 DNA damage checkpoint signaling
Cellular component (GO): nucleus
Molecular function (GO): chromatin binding
Source: RefSeq, a predicted model, not a curated record
UCUGAGGGACAGUGAACUGGCCCCCUGUUUAAAAGUUUGAGGACCCCUGGCUGCUUGGCGCCGCCGCCUCCUGUCCCGCCGGGGCGCUAGCCGCCAGCGCUCCGGAGCCUGAACCACCCGCACCGCCGGGACCAGGAUCAUGGACGUUUCUGUAACCUCCCGCUUCCCUGUCUCUGAGCGAGAGGUGGAGGCUGUCAGCCUACAGAGGGGGCAAAAAUGAAAAAGAGUCUCAAAUGGACGUGCAAAGCUUGUGGAGAGAAGCAGUCAUUUUUACGGGCUUACGGUGAGGGCUCUGGUGCUGACUGUAGGCGUCACGUCCAAAAAUUAAACCUGCUGCAGGGCCAGCUCUCGGAGGUGUCACCCAGGUCUCUGCAAGAACCCAUAAAUGCUGACGAGGAAAAUGCAGGUCCUGCGCAGGCUGAGCAUGUGCGUCUGCAGGACCACGCUGGCCCGGCAGGCAAGGCCCCAGAAGGAAGCAGUCGUGAGGACGGGGACGCCCGGCAGCUCGCUGGCCCUGGGAGGGAACCACUACGUCCUGCCCAGCAGGUCAGGGCCACGUCUAAGUGGGAACGAUUUCUUCUGCCACUUGGAAGCUCACAUGGGGACACAGAGCCCCCGACACCCCUGCAGAGGGACCCCAGGCCAGCUGGGGCAGCACAGGCUGAGCAGGGGUCCCCCAGGGCUCAAACUGCCAAAGACGGGGGCCUCAGCAGGACACCCAGUCCGCCCCAGCUUCCUUGGGCCACACACACUCCUACGUCUAGGCCCAGGAGGCCCUUUGGGGAGACCCCCGAGCAGUGGGGUACAGGCCCUCAGGCAGAGGGUGGGCUCUUGGUCAAAGGGGCAGAGCAGGCCCGACCCGUGCGACUGUGUGACCUCUUCAACACCGGCGAGGACUUUGAUGAUGUCCUGUGAGCGGAGACCAGUAUGUCAUGCACAUGUGUUAGGUACCUGAGCCCUCCUCCCCUAGACCCGUCACUGCAAACAGGGUUCCCCGAGGGGCUUUUCAUUAGGGCUGAGGAGGACUUAUGGGAACUAAGAACCGACAAUAAACAAGACUUUCAAGCGGA